UGUGUAGUUCCAUUUUAGUAGACAACAGAGAUCCAUAGUUUUUACCAAGUUGACAUUAGUUAUUGUUAAGACGUGGCGACAGUCAGGAUGUUAUUAAGAGCAGUGAUAAUUUGUUGUACGAUAGUUGUAAAUGCGGAGCCACCUCUUAAUAGCUAUUCUUUUACUGGAGAUAGCAAUGGGUAUGAUUACAGUAACACCGCUAAUAAUGCGUAUUUACAAUCUAAGAAUAGCUAUCAAAACGAUGGAAACUAUUACGGUACUGGAGAUGGAAGUCACAAAUUAUCCGAUCAUGUCAGCGGUCAAUCGUUAAUCAAUGUCGGUAAUCAGGGCAAUAUAGGAAGCGACAUUGGAAAAAAUUACAACGAAUAUGCCGCAAAUAUUCCCAGAAAUGAAUAUGCAGGAUACUCCAAUACUUAUGGGAAUUCUGAUAGUGAUUCUUACACUUCGCCUACUCGUGCAGCAACUAAUACACUGUUCAGUGGAUUAGAUUCUAAUUCUAACAACAAUGCGGAAUCAACGUUUAACGCGUAUUCAAGUGCUCCAAUUUACAAGGAUUCCGAUUUCAGCCAAUUCGCGGCUAGCAGCACUAGUAGUAAAAGAGUGCCUGCUUAUUCUGAAUAUUCGAGGCCAGCUAUAGAAAAUUAUUCCGGAGAUUCCGUUAACAGCGAUGUACAAGGAUAUCUUGGUUCGUCUAGCUCCUCGAGUUAUUCUGAAAAUGAUCACGUUUAUCCCCCUUAUUUGCCAGGCGGUUUGACUAGCGAAUACUCAUUUGGAAAGCAGAAAAACGUUCUGUACAAUCUAAAAGACAGCAAUAAGUACAAUGAUAUCUAUUCGAUACCAUCCGAGACGCGUUUCACGCGGGGAAACGUGGGACACGUGAGCCAUAAUCACGAUGUUUCACCGUAUAUAUCGGGUUCUAGGCCGAGUGGUCAUUUCUUGAAGACACAUACUUCUGGUAUUUACUCCGUAGGAAAACCGAAUAAAUAUAGUUACAAGUAUUUGUCUCGCUAUGCUCCGAAUAGCGGCGUAACUUACUCGAGAGAACGCAAUGGUUAUUAUGCUCCUUACGGUAAAGAUAGUAGAAAAAUUAUUAUAAUUAAAGACGGCAGACCGAAUUACACAGGUCGCGUUUACUCUGAUGAGUCGGGUUACGCGAGUAGCAACGGUAGUUACAGAAGUAAGAGCGGUACUUUCAUGAACGGUUAUUCCGCUUCGAAUUUUGAUGCAUAUAGUGGUAGUAAUAGUAAUAGUAAUUAUAAUGACAAUCCCACUGUGUCAAGACGAUAUAGAAUCAGCGGCCCAAUGCUUAUGAAAAGAGCUAUUCCUGCUUAAUAUUUUUAUAAGGUAAUAUUUAAAAAGUAUAAUAUAUAUACACACAAUGAUGUGUUUGAGAUCUGUGUAUAUAGAUGCAUAUUUAUUUUAUAAGUAUUUUAAUAGGAAUAUUUGCAUUUUGAUGCAUUAUUCAAAAUAAAA
Camponotus floridanus (Florida carpenter ant) is the source of this 1473-nucleotide messenger RNA. Its product is annotated as probable serine/threonine-protein kinase clkA. The record is from RefSeq and is a predicted model, not a curated record. NCBI's taxonomy places the organism in Eukaryota, Metazoa, Arthropoda, Insecta, Hymenoptera, Formicidae. The transcript has 3 exons. The coding region runs from base 88 to 1332 and encodes 414 amino acids.